This is a messenger RNA of Zingiber officinale, 1140 nucleotides long. Its product is annotated as gamma carbonic anhydrase-like 2, mitochondrial. The transcript is spliced from 2 exons. The record is from RefSeq and is a predicted model, not a curated record. NCBI's taxonomy places the organism in Eukaryota, Viridiplantae, Streptophyta, Magnoliopsida, Zingiberales, Zingiberaceae. Bases 52 to 849 code for a protein of 265 amino acids.
CACAAGCCAGUGUCUGGUUCUCGUUCCCUUUCUCCACCGGUCUCUUUUGCGAUGCCCUUCUCUCCCUUUCUCAGAUUGGAAAUGGCGGCAUCGCUUGCUCGACUCUCGCGACGAACCCUUGCCUGUCCACGCCUCCUCCUCUCCCCCCGCCGUUUCCUCUCCACUGAGACCGCACCGUCGCCGGAUGUUUCGCCUUCGGCGGCGCCUCCACCGCCUGCUGCGUCGGAUCGCGUGAAGUGGGACUACCGUGGCCAGCGCCGGAUCAUCCCCUUGGGGCAGUGGCUGCCUAAGAUUGCUGUCGACGCUUACGUCGCCCCCAACGUCGUUCUUGCCGGGCAGGUCACUGUUUGGGAUGGCGCCUCUGUUUGGAACGGUUCUGUCCUCCGCGGAGACCUGAACAAGAUAUCGGUCGGAUUCUGCUCCAACGUUCAGGAACGGUGCGUCGUCCAUGCUGCCUGGAAUAUUCCCACAGGACUCCCAGCCGAAACAUCAAUUGAGCGGUAUGUAACAAUUGGAGCUUACAGUCUCCUUCGUUCAUGCACAAUUGAGCCAGAAUGUAUAAUCGGUCAGCACUCCGUUCUCAUGGAAGGUUCAUUGGUGGAGACCAAUUCAAUUCUUGAAGCUGGGUCUGUCCUCCCCCCUAACCGUAGGAUUCCAACUGGUGAACUUUGGGCAGGCAAUCCAGCUCGUUUUGUUCGAAAAUUAACCCAUGAAGAAAUAGUUGAGAUUCCAAAACUAGCAGUGGCAGUUAAUGAUCUCAUGCAGAGCCACUUCUCGGAGUUCCUUCCAUAUUCCACAGCCUAUUUGGAAGUAGAGAAGUUGAAGAAGACCCUGAACAUUUCCCUUUGAAAGAGUAGUUCUAGUUGUAGUUGAAGAAAUAAGCUUUUUGGCAGUACUUUUAUCUGUUUGUCAUCUAAGAGCCAAAUAUAUAACAACAAAUGAAUGUCUCCUAUGAAAUUUACCCUUUCCUUCUACCAUUUGUUUUGGUGGCGCUUUAGCCAUUCCACCACUGGUAUGGUAUACCAUGCUUUAUUUUUCUGAACAAGUGAAAUUAUUUUCUAAAAAACUUGUAAUGAUGGUUAACUGUCUGGCUCUUCUGAUUAUUACGAACUGCACUCUAAAUGUUUGUUCGUUUCAUAA